Molecule: messenger RNA, 856 nt
Organism: Aplysia californica (California sea hare)
Lineage: Eukaryota; Metazoa; Mollusca; Gastropoda; Aplysiida; Aplysiidae
Product: complex I assembly factor TMEM126B, mitochondrial
Biological process (GO): mitochondrial respiratory chain complex I assembly
Cellular component (GO): mitochondrion
Source: RefSeq, a predicted model, not a curated record
GUCACACCGUUUGCCAUCAUCAUGACGGAUCAGCUGCAUGCCAGGCGGGGGCAGGCAAUGCUCAGGAAGAGAGGGGACAUCUUGCCCGAGAAUGCUGUUCCCAUGACAGACGAUGAAGUUUACGAAGUUCAAAUGAAGAGAAUUGAACAGUUCAAACCCGAAAGUGAAGUGAGAGCAUUUAAAUACGGCUCGUUCCUGGUCAGUGCCAAUGUGGCGGUGUCUGGCGUGAUGAUCAGCAACAUUGUACGGCAAAACUUCAACUUGGGAGCCCUCCGUCGCGGCCUCACGUACGGCCCAGCUCUAUUCAUCCCGUCCAUCAUUUCCGUGGGCAUCCACGAGAUGGCGGUGAAGAGAAGCAUACUUCUUGGCAAAGAGGAGUGCCCUCUGUGCAUCUCUCUUCGCUCUGGAGUCCUACAGGUGGCCAGCGGCGUCGUCUACCCUUACGUCCUGUCCAUACUGACCUGCCUACCCACGGCAAGAGACUACUACACACUUCCUCUUCCUGCCAGCAAGUCUGGGACGAGUUAUUUCAAACUUCUGAAGCAGGUUUCGCCGUCGAAAAUGACCAUGCUAUUGUUGGCGCUGAGCAACAUGUUUGUGGGCAUGUGGAUGGCCCGGAGAGAGCUUCAGAUCUUCCACAAACAUUUUGAAAAGCCUCCAAGGCAGUUGGAGAUGCCUGUGGACCUGGAUAGUAACUGAUGUUGACUAGUGUUUUGUUCACUUUCCUGAGUUAGACAGAAGGGAUAUAUGUUUUGUAGUUUUUUAAGCUGUGCGCAAGUCAAACUACUUUGAGUCAGAUGGAUGCUUUUUUUUCUGUGGUGUACAGAUACAAUACAUGAUACUUCGCCUCAUUUAA